Rhinocladiella mackenziei CBS 650.93 is the source of this 1068-nucleotide messenger RNA. RefSeq lists its product as uncharacterized. The record is from RefSeq and is a predicted model, not a curated record. NCBI's taxonomy places the organism in Eukaryota, Fungi, Ascomycota, Eurotiomycetes, Chaetothyriales, Herpotrichiellaceae. Gene Ontology annotation, molecular function: iron ion transmembrane transporter activity. The coding region runs from base 1 to 1068 and encodes 355 amino acids. Gene Ontology annotation, biological process: iron ion transmembrane transport. Gene Ontology annotation, cellular component: membrane. The transcript has a single exon.
AUGUCCACAGUCGCGAUCGAGAGGGAUUGGAUAGUCGUCAUCGCUGCCGAAGAUGACUCCAUGCUCCAGAUUCUCAAUGCCCAGAUGCGAAGGAUUGAUCUCUUCUGCAAGUUGGUGGCUCCCCUGGCCAUCGCUCUCCUCCACGGAUGGUCUGCCAACCUGGCGGCGUGGACGACUCUUGUCACCAACACACUAUCCAGUGCCAUUGAAUAUCUGCUCGUGGCCAGGGUGUUCGGCAAAGUUCCAGCGUUAGGCGAGCGCGGACCUUCGUCACAGCCCGAAAGGACAAAUCAAGACGAGAUCGAACUCGAAACUUCCCAUCGAUCCUCCCCAUAUCAGACAUCCUCCUUUUCGAGAUCCGUGAUGUCGAUCUUGACUCCGCUUCGGACUUAUAUGCGACAAGCGGCCUUCCUACCUUCUCUUGCGUUGUCUGCCCUCUAUCUGACGGUCCUGUCAUUCUCGGGCCAGAUGACGACUUUUCUCCUGGCGAUACCUCAACCGAGAAUCACAUCCACAACGGUGGGUAUCCUGCGAACCAUUUCCACAGUGUCCGAGAUAUCUUCGACGUUUGUUGCCCCGAGGCUCAUGUCCAAGAUUGGUCCUAUUCGAGCUGGCAUCUGGUGUCUGUCGUGGCAGGCCUUGUGCUCGAGUUCCGCCGUUGGGCUUCUCUGGACUGGCUUCUCAACGUCUCCCCAAACAAUUGUCCCCAUCUUCAUUCUUGAUGUCAUUCUCUCACGACUAGGGCUCUGGUCAUUCGAUCUUUGCGCCCAGUUGAUCAUCCAAGAAUCGGUUCUGCCCCCCCACCGGGGGACCUUCUCUGCGGUGGAGAUGUCGAUACAAAACGUCUUCGAACUCUGCGCAUUUGCAACGACGAUCAUAUUUCCCAGGCCGGAGCAAUUCCGAUACCCGGCUCUGGUAUCCCUCUCUGCACUUUACUGUGCUGCCGCACUCUACGCCAAGUUUGUACGCGACCGACGGGGGCAUUUAUUGCACCUGCCACCAUGCUUGAAAACGGCUCGAGAUGGAGGACAGUUCCCUUACCAAUCCCUUCCUAUCGAAUCGGAGUGA